GAGGGUUUUUCUUGGGUGUUUUUUUUUCCUCAAACAAAGGCGUUUGGGAGUGGUAACUUCUUACGUGUUAGGUAGGAAACAGAAAAAUUCAUAUAGCGCCAAGGAAUACCGUAAAAGUUAAAUAUUAGAAAAAUGGUGUCGGGAAGAGCGUUACAUUUUGUUUUUAAAAUAGCCGAUAGAGCCCUUACAGCCCGAUUUUAUCGUGAGAUUUUAGGCAUGAAGGUUUUGAGGCAUGAAGAAUUUGCCGACGGAUGUGAAGCCGCAUGCAAUGGUCCAUAUGAUACCAGAUGGAGCAAAACAAUGAUUGGUUAUGGUUCAGAAGAUACACACUUUGUGGUCGAAUUAACUUAUAAUUAUGGAAUCAGUUCAUAUGAGAAGGGAAAUGACUUCAUUGGUAUGACUAUUAAGUCUAAGGAAAUUAUUAAGAGAGCUCAGGAGGCUGAUUGGCCAAUCAAGAAAGAGGGAAACCUUUCAGUUUUGGAAGCUCCAGGAGGAUACAAAUAUUUCAUUGAAGAAGAACCACAGCCAGUGUCUGAAGAUCCUGUGCAGAAAGUAAUUCUAGCUAGUUCUAAUCUUCAAAAAUCUAUUGAUUAUUGGAAUGGCAUUCUUGGCCUCAAAAUAUAUAAUCAAGAUGAAAGGUCAGCCACUUUUGGAUUUGGUGAUAAUCAGGCAAAAGUAGAAUUAAGAGACAUUGGAGGGCCUGUUGAGCGAGCAAAAGCAUUUGGUCGAGUUGCCUUCUCUUGUCCGUACGCAGAGCAGGAAGAAAUUAACAAGAAGAUAGAAGCUUCUAACAACAAAAUUUUGUUUCCUUUGGUUACCCUUGACACACCUGGAAAAGCAAGUGUGAGAGUCAUUAUUUUGUCAGAUCCGGAUGGUCAUGAAAUAUGCUUUGUUGAAGAUGAAGGCUACAGAAAAUUAUCCGUGGCAGAUGAAAAUGGAGACGAAUUGUUGGAUAAAGCAAUGCGGCUUGAACUGAAGAAAAAGCAAGCAUAAAUUAAAAAGUUUACAUCUAAGAAUACUCAAAUAGAAGUUGUUUGAUGCAACAACUACACUCAGAUUUACAUGAAAAUGCCUAUGUUUUUUACUCUCCUUGAAGGCAGUAUUAUAAACAAAAUAUAGUUAUAAAAGUUUAUUUUUUUUAACCAAUAGGCAGUAUUUCAGUUCUUUUUCACAAAACAAUACAAAAAAGGUUUUGGGAUCAUAAUUUUAUAGGAUGUAGGUUUUUUAAUAUAGGCGAGUUAAAUGUGGUUUGUUCUCAUAUUGUAUUUUCUUUAAAGAUCUUUAAUGUUCGUUUUCUUAAUUAUAGUUAACAAUUUGUAUUAACAUUUCACAGCUGUGCUUGAGAAUUUAUUUGAUUUAAUUGUUGAGAAUAUGAUCAGAGGUUUAGUGAAUUUGUAUGUCAAAGCAGUAAAAAUAUACUGUAUACA
Messenger RNA from Gryllus bimaculatus (two-spotted cricket), 1427 nucleotides. The record is from the annotation of a GenBank genome assembly. NCBI's taxonomy places the organism in Eukaryota, Metazoa, Arthropoda, Insecta, Orthoptera, Gryllidae.